UACGAAUUAAAAAACAAAAAUAUAUAUAUUUUAAAUUUCUAAAAAUUAAUACUAUUUUUUUUAAAGAUAAUAUAUUUAAUUAUAAAAUUAAAAUUAACAAUUUAAAAAAAGAAGUUUCUACGACUAAAUUAGCCCUGAAUAUGUCACAACUUGUGUAUCAAAACAAGAGGACAUCGUGGAAUUAUUCAUAGAAACAAGGUAUGAUAUGAUGCUUGAAAUAGAGAUGUGCCCGACAUUUUAAAAUGUCUUUAAUAAAAAUUUAUAAGAUAUAAUACAAAAUUAGAUAUAAUAUAAUAUAAAAUUAAAUUAGAAUGGUGUUGAAUUCAUACUCCAUAGGGUGAUUAAAAAAGAUUCAGCCCCUUGGGCUGGUCUGGUCUGGUCUGGUAGUCCCACGGCACGUAUUCACAUUCGAUAUUCACAGAGGAUGGUUCAUGUUCGUUGAAUGUAGGAAGGUAAGCAUGGAACAAAGGGCCCGACUCUGAAGUAGGUACUGGUUGGAAGAUCGAAAGCUAAUUAAAGAAGUUGGGAUUGGCAGGUCAGCUUGAUGAUGCAGAUGGUUUGACAAUUUGGAGCAAUUUCUCUCUUUAUUUUAGCCGAUUCUGACUUCUUCUCCCUUGUUACGGUUGAAGGGUCGUUGUCGUGCCACUCACCCCUCUCUCUCUCUCUCCCCUCGUCCCCUUUCGCAGUGUCCACCAUCCUGAUAUCCAAGUUCCGUGUUACGUUUGGUAGAAAGGAAAGUAAAGGCAACCAAAGAGAAAACAAACGAGAAGAAUUUGACUCAUCGUUUUCCAAGGGCCAAAUGCUGAGGUUUGUUGGAAGAUAAAAGGAAGACCCACGGCGGGGUGUGCUGCAGAUUGAUUCAGAAUCUCACGUACAGAUAAGAUAUAUAUAUAUAUAUAGGGAGAAAGAGGGAGAGAGACAGGGAUAGAGAGAGAGAGAGAGUUGACAAUGGAGGCAAAACGGCGAGCCGUGAAGAACCUGGUGGCGAAGCUGGGCUCAGUUUCCGAACAAUGUCGAACGGAAGCCUUAUGCGAGCUCCGCCUCAUCUCCAAGCACGAUCCAGAUAGCCGAUCCGUAAUUUCCGACGCCGGCGCCAUCCCUUACCUCGCCGAGACGCUAUACUCGCCGGCGCAGGUCUCCCAAGAGAACGCCGCGGCGACGCUCCUCAACCUCUCCAUCUCCAGCCGCGAGCCUCUUAUCUCCACUCGCGGUCUCCUCGACGCGCUGUCCCACGCCCUCCGCCACGCCACCACACCCUCCGCCGCGCAGUCCGCCGCCGCCACACUCCACAGCAUCCUCAUCGUCGACGAGAAUUACCGAUCCAUCAUCGGUUCCAAGCGGGAUAUCGUCUACGCCCUAAUUGACAUUAUUCGGAACCCUAAUUCGCCGCCGAGGUCUAUCAAGGACGGCAUCAAAGCCCUGUUUGGAAUCUCCCUCUACCCGCUCAACCGCGCCACCGUGAUCGAAUUGGGCGCCGUUCCGGCGCUGUUCUCGUUGGUGCUCAAGGACGGCCGAGUCGGCCUGGUGGAGGAUGCUACUGCCGUUAUUGCUCAAAUCGCCGGCUGCGAAGAGGCCUACCAAGCUUUUGGUAGGGUUUCGGGAAUUGGGGUUUUGGUUGAUCUGUUGGAUCCCUCCACGGGUUCUAGCAGUCGGACAAAGGAGAAUUCCAUUUCAGCGUUGUUGAAUUUGGUGCAAUGUGGAGGGGAACAGGUUGCCAACACCGUUCGAGAAACCGGCGUUGGCCUCUAUGCCGGAAUUGCAGAAAUUGCCGACAAUGGAAGCUCUAAAGGGAAGGCCAAAGCCACGGCUCUGUUCAAGCUUAUUGAUACGGGGAGCCCUGCCCUGCUACAAGACCCACGGUUUGCCUCUUUGUUAAGCUUCUCUUCGUAGAUGUGUGAGGUUGUACUCUAUACCCUGUGAUUUCAACUAGCUUUGUAAACUAGUUCCUUGAUUUGAUUUUUUACAUUCUGUGCUAAGAUGAUGUUUGCACAUAAUCUGGCACUGGUUCUAUUGGUUUCCACACAAUUUUAGUGACCGCUGAUCAUAAUGUAUGAAACAUCAAAAUAUUCUGUACUUGAGGUGGCUGUAUUUUGAACAAGCAGUGAUACUUGUGCAUAUAUUAGAAAACUUAACUGAAGAUUCAUCAGUAUAAUGGUUUACGUUUUCUCUUGUUCAACUUCUGCUAAGUUACUUGAAAAAUAAGUACGGAGUUCUUUUUUGGACAUGUUCUACCAAAUAGAGGGCAUCCCACCAGAAGCAAGCUGAUCCUUUUUCUGCUCUAAUCGGCUUUAUAUUUGUUUGACAGCGCACUUGUAUUUCUCUAACUCUUUUAUUCAUAAUAUCAUGCUAUACCUAACAAGUCCUUUUUCCUUUUUAAGUAUUCGGAGGGCUUGAAUCUUAAGGUAACUGUAUACCCAUUGAUUCUGAGAUACUAUAUGCUAAUUUGAGGAUGAACAUACUUCAGGCUAUCUAUGUUGUUUGAGUCACUCGUAACAUCGGGUUGUGAAAAAUCGAAGAAGAUUACAUACGAAAUCUCAAAGAAGGAUUCCGGUUACCCACCAUGCAGCCCUUGGUUCUAUAAGAAAAGGAGCUUCUGAUGCAACUCUGAAUCACUAACACAAUGUAUUGAUACACUGCCACGUGACUAAGAAGGCAAAAUUUCACUGGGCUGUUUGUUUUUUACUUGCAGUGCUCAAAAAGACCUAUUAUUGGAUUUUAAAAAUUAUGUGGCCAUGAUCUUUUUAACGUAUAAUUUGUCAAGGUUUAACUUUUUUCUCUAAUCUACUUCAAAUAGCAUUA
Diospyros lotus (date-plum) is the source of this 2799-nucleotide messenger RNA. Its product is annotated as U-box domain-containing protein 4. Gene Ontology annotation, molecular function: protein binding. Gene Ontology annotation, cellular component: nucleus; cytoplasm. Lineage: Eukaryota; Viridiplantae; Streptophyta; Magnoliopsida; Ericales; Ebenaceae. The coding region runs from base 949 to 1890 and encodes 313 amino acids. The record is from RefSeq and is a predicted model, not a curated record. The transcript has a single exon.